GCCUGCUCCGCCUCACUGUGUACACAUUUGACUCCCCGCCAAGUCAGCCACGUCUUUAUAUAACCGCCUCACUGCAGCGACCAUGGGGCGUGCCCGAACCCUUCUGUCCCCGCCAUGAGCAACGCCAGCUUCGAUUACGCUGCGUGGACCUCCGCCUCUUUUUCGUCGGCCUCUUCGUCGGCCGCUGCAUCGAGUUCCAUGCAUCCUGCAUCGCUUGUGGACCCGACAUCUCACUCUUCCGCAAUGAUACAGCUGAUCGACAUGGAUAUCUCUCUGUCGCUCAUCGAAUACCUCGCCGAAUGCAUCUCAGAAACGGUCCAAUACGCACUCGUUCGCGAUGCACCACGUGGCCGCAGCCCUGCACGCACGCUCCACACGCGCAAGUUCACAGCCUUCGUCGAGAUGGUCCUCCGACGCGCCGAAGUCAGGCCCGCCGCCGUGCUCGUCGCUCUAGUCUAUGUCGCGCGCGCACGUCCGCAUCUCAGCAUCGCGCUCGAAGAAUGGGCCCUGGAGCGCGUAUUCCUCGGCGCGCUGAUCGUCGCGAGCAAGUACACGCAGGACAGCACGCUGAAGAACGUCCACUGGGGCCUCGUGAGCGGGGUGUUUGGCCCGCGGGACAUCGGGCGCAUCGAGCGAGAGUUCCUGGAGGUGUUGGACUGGCAGCUUACCGUGCGGGAGGACGAGAUCCUCGCGCACUGGGAUGGGAUCAUGGGUGUGGGUGGAGCCCGGCUGCGGCAAUUUGGCAAAGAGGAGGGCCGGCGGCAUGUCCGCGUGUCCGCGUUCUUGCGUCCGCAUUUGCGCGCACCUCAGGAUCCCCUCCCGCUGCAGAUGCCUGAUCUUGCGGCGAGCCCGACGAGUACUUGCGUCAGCUUGUCACCACGCACACCACUGCAUUCCGGAACCGGAGCGCCUACUCACUCGCUACCCAAUUCCCCCCCACCGUCAAAACCUGAGGAUGCGAUGGACGUCGACUCCCCUCCACUCCCUUCGAAAGCAAGGCGUUUCUUCCCAACUACUGCCCAAACUCGGCCUAUCAUGGUCUCAUAAGACCAUUCUCCGCUCCAGACAUGCUUGCAUGCGCUUGGUCCUUCCUUUCCGUAUCUUAUCUUACAUUAUGCAUGCCUCUACGUCUCAUCCUCUGACUCCGGACAUCAAUCUAGCUACCCUUACUGCCUUGAUAAUCCCUACAACCCGACUUAUCACCAUUCGAUAUGGGAAACCCGCACAUGUUACCUUCCAAAGCAUUCAUCGCUGCGCAGUGCGCAAGUCAGUCCGAAUUCGCGAUUCCCGGCUUAGUUCUUUUGUGUCUCUGACCCCGGCCUUCUGAUUAGUCGGGCCAACAUGAUUAAUGUCAGAUCCGCCCCAGUCUCUGAUGCAAUCAGUGGGUGGUGGUGGUGGUUCGAGAGGCUAGUGUCCAUGCGACUGGUCAGGCCGGUCAGGACUCAUGCUUGGAUCAACCCUUGCAUGUGAUUCAUUGUCCAAAUGGAGAGAUCAAGCCCUGCUAGCCAGGUGCCAUUCCGCUUUUCACUAGUCUAUAAGUCAAUCCUACCUGUGCGGUUCGGCGUUAGUCACCUGUAGUAUUGUGGGUCAAGGCCUGAAAGUCCGGAUACCUCGGGAUUUUAAAGCCCGGCAUGGCCUGACUGAUAGGCCGGAGGCUCGGGCUCGGGUCUCCGUAAGUCAAAGCCCUGGCCCAAAGCCUGAGCCCCGAGCUUUGAAUAUCAAGGAGAUGUAUGUAGAAACACACAUCAACAUCUCCCGGCUCGGACUCAGGCUCGGGCUCGGGUCACACGGUCUCAAUUUUUUAUUCGGCUAUACACCGACUGCUCGGGGUACACGUUUGAGAAAUAUAUAAGUAUAGGUUGACAUCUCGCAGACUCAUUUCAAAGCAAAUCAUCACCUUGUGCAAUAGUGCAAGAUGGGC
Molecule: messenger RNA, 1921 nt
Organism: Mycena citricolor
Lineage: Eukaryota; Fungi; Basidiomycota; Agaricomycetes; Agaricales; Mycenaceae
Source: the annotation of a GenBank genome assembly